This is a messenger RNA of Ogataea polymorpha, 3752 nucleotides long. RefSeq lists its product as uncharacterized. Bases 61 to 2667 code for a protein of 868 amino acids. The transcript has a single exon. NCBI's taxonomy places the organism in Eukaryota, Fungi, Ascomycota, Pichiomycetes, Pichiales, Pichiaceae. Gene Ontology annotation, cellular component: cytoplasm; nuclear membrane. The record is from RefSeq and is a predicted model, not a curated record. Gene Ontology annotation, biological process: protein import into nucleus.
GAUUUUGCGCAGCUGCCGCACGACCAGCUGUCAGCCCUCAAGAACUCACUUCUGCAACUUAUGGUUGCUUACACGGGCAAGCAACGGCUUGUCAUCACACAGCUGUGCAUCACGCUCGCCAAUUUUGCUCUCCAGUAUCUGGACUGGAAAAACGCCGUCGACGAGAUUGUUUCCGUGCUCUCGGGCCCUGCCACCGACACUCUGCUUGAAUUCUUGAAGAUUUUGCCCGAGGAGCUGCUCGACGUGAAAAAGACUCCGUUGACCGACGAGGAGUUUGAGGUCCGCGCAAACGAGCUUCUGGCCGCCAAUGUGCAGUCUGUGCUGUAUAUUCUCACAACGCUAGCAGAGUCGCGGGCCUCCAACUCGGCGUCCACCAACAGGCUCGUUCUGGAGUGCAUCAAGUCCUGGAUCAUCGACAUACCUUUCGAGCAGGUUCUGUCCAACAACGCGUUGUGCACGCUGAUUUUCGACGGACUGCUUGCCGACGAUAUGUUCGACACGGCGAUCGAUUGUCUAUCGACGAUUGUCGGCGAGACGGCCGACUGCAACAACGACAGCGUUGUGGAAGCUCUCUACGAGCAGCUGCUCAAACUGAAGCCACUCAUGGCUCAGACCCAGGACGAUCCCGAGAAAGUGGAACGGUUCACAGAGCUGUUUGCGACUGCGGGCGAGGCGUGGCACGUGCAAAUUGCGAAAAAGCCCUACAACUUCAAGCCGCUCGUCGACAUCAUCCUGCAACUCACAGCCUACGAGGAGGACCUCGACGUGGUCAAGUACACGUUCAAGUUCUGGUACGAUCUCAAGACGCUGCUAAUUUCCGACGCCCGGCGCGAGGCCCGUGCCUGUUUCACGCCGACGUACACACAGCUGGUGGAAAUCAUGAUUAAGCAUCUGCGGUAUCCGACAACCUCAAACUCGACUGAGCUGCGAGAUCUCUUCCACAACGACAAGGAGGCCGAGGACAAGUUCAAGGAGUUCCGCUACGACAUGGGAGACGUUCUGAAGGACUGUUGUGCGGUGAUUGGUGCCCCGGUGGCCCUGGACAUCCCGUUCAAGAUUCUGCAGAGCCAGAUGAACUUGCAAAUGCAGGGACAGCCAGUGACGUGGCAGGAGAUCGAGGCGCCGCUGUUCAGCAUGCGUGCGAUGGCCAAGGAGGUCGGCACGAACGAAAACACAAUCUUGCCUCAGAUCAUGCGGUAUCUGGUUCAGCUACCAGAAAACCCCAAGAUCCGGUACGCAGCAACGCUGGUGCUCGGCCGGUACACCGAAUGGACGGCCAAGCAUCCGGAGCACCUGGAGGAGCAGCUCAACUACAUCACCAGCGGCUUCCAGCAGCAGCAGAAUAUGGAUAUCAUCAUUGCGGCGUCGCAUGCGCUCAAGUAUUUCUGUAUGGACUGCGCGGAACUGCUGAGUAACUAUCUGGAACAGCUGUACAAUUUCUACUCGAACGUGGAGCCAUCGUUGGACAUCGACUCGCUGUACGACAUCACGGAAGGCAUAGCACAUAUUCUGAAGGAGGAGCGUGACCAGGACAAGCUGUACAACAUCACGUUGAUGUUUUGGAAGCCGACUUUGGAGAAAUUGAACCAAUAUAGCAGCGCGCAGCCGGCCACUGCGCAGGAGCUCGACAAAUUGCAUACGCAGAUCGCCGACACCGUGGAGAUCCUCACCAUCUACGUGGACGCGCUCCGACCAAAAAGCUUCUCGAAUGCAAGCCAUCCGGUGGCCCGCAUCGUGAUGGAGAUCGUGUGGCCGUUGGUGGUGCGGCUCGUCGAGACACACGGCCGGUCGGUCAAGGUGAGCGAGCGGUGCAUGAAGCUGGUGAGACGGUCGCUGCAGAGCUACAAGACGUACCUGCUGCCGGUAGUGUCGACGACUGCAGAAUUGCUUGUUUCAGGGUUCCAAAACUACAAACACGGGUGCUAUUUAUGGGUUUCUGGGGCAUUCAUCAAGGAGUACGCUGCAGAAGACGACGUUUCUGCAGACAUCAAGGAAGCAGUCUGGGGGUUUUCGGUGCAGCAGGCAGGAAACUUCAUCAAGAUUUUCAACGAGCUUGGAAAAGACGACAUUCCCGAAUACACUGAGCUGGUGGAGGACUUUUUCCGGAUGGGUAACGACGUGCUCAUGUUUCUGCCCGUGAAGUUGCUCGAGAGCAGUCUGGUGGAGCCGGUGUACCGGGUCGCGGUGCGUGCGCUGGAGACGUAUCCGGAGUACGGCACGAUUUCGUCUGUGCUACAGUUUUUGGUGGAUCUGUACUCAUGGGGAUUUGAGACGCCGCCGGUCUCGAUGGCGGACGACAUCCCCGAGGCGCUGAAAUACAAGGUGCUGAAUUUCGCCGUUGCGACGGGCGAGGAGUUGCUGACUAAGCUGCUUGGCGGACUAAUUUUCACUUUCCCUAGCGACUGCUGGCCCGAGGCGAACGAGCUUGUGGUUAAGCUGGUAAAGCUGAGCAUGCUGCAGGGCGGCUCCAAGGUGGGUCUGGGGUGGCUGGACCGCGCGAUGCUGAGCUUGCCGCGGGGCAGCGUGAGCGACAGCGAGCGGCUCAAGCUGCUGCGGACGGUGGAAACGGCAAUUAAUUCCAACGACUUUCGACGUGUGAGAACAAGCGUCCGCGACUUUGUUAGCUGGUACAGACGCAAGAAUGUCGACAGACGCAACAAUCAAUAGGACAAUCGAAUCGGUCGGCGAAUCUGAAAUAUGCACCUCAUAAUUGCCCAAUCCGGAAGAGUGAGCCCAAUUGUUGGUGUCCGGGGGGGUUUGUGCAAAAAUCUGUUUCCUUGUGCUAACAAUAGCCACUGCUGGCUGGCCAGCCCUGCACACACUAGACUAGAGACGGUGCGUGGAUGGCCAUUGUUGCCGCGCACUAACGAUUCGUUACGUAACUUCGAAUGGCAUGCCGGUUCUAUAUAUAAUGGAUCCAGGAUGUGCAGAAGAGGCAGUAUAUAUAAAGCAGCUUGUUCCUCCUUGGCACAUUAGGCUUAUGAACUCCAAUGAACAUCAGCGCCAUAGAUAGCACGUCUGGCCGCAACGAGUUCCAGCACUUCAAGGCAGACUUCUUCAAGAGCCGGUCUCUCUCUGUGGGCACAGACGCCUCGGACGACCUCAGCGACGAGUGUCGCUCUUGCUCGUCGCCGAUCCGUGCCAACAGACGCUCCUGCGACGGAGCCCCCGGCCGGCGCUGUGCGCUCGUAUCUCCCCUGCAAUGUCUGUACAGCCCGCUUGGCAAGCUCACCAAGAAACUGAAGCAGGCAGUCUUGCCCGCUCCCAUCGUGACCGCCUCCGACUCGCUCUCGUCGGUCAUGUCUGCGUCCACGGCAAACACCUCGCCCGCCACCUCGCCUUCCGCCAACCUCAAGCUGCUCAGCCCCCUGAUGCCAGCCCCAUCGUGCAACCACUGCGUACCAGACAUCGCGGACGAGUACUUUCUCAAACACCAAGCCGGCUCCGCUUCUGCCUGCUCCGCCACAGACUCCGACAGUCUGUACUCCCUAGACGACUCAUCCGAUCGAGUCUCGACCCACGUACGCGCCAGCAGCGACCUGCGGUUGGGCACACAAGCUCGCGAGCUCAGCUCGCUGCUGGCCACCGCGCAUGACAGUCCCGGCUGGAGCGUCAAGGACGGCCUGCUCAUUCCUGCGGACGCGGCACCCGACCCCGAGCUCGAGCACGAGCGCGAGCGGCACGACCACGACGUGGUUGCCGACCUCGUGGCCACGGACGUGCUUGAGCGACUCAACCGGCAAUGAGCCCCC